This is a messenger RNA of Bolinopsis microptera, 1714 nucleotides long. Its product is annotated as protein wntless homolog. Gene Ontology annotation, biological process: intracellular protein transport; Wnt protein secretion; Wnt signaling pathway. The transcript has 12 exons. Gene Ontology annotation, molecular function: Wnt-protein binding. The coding region runs from base 96 to 1691 and encodes 531 amino acids. The record is from RefSeq and is a predicted model, not a curated record. NCBI's taxonomy places the organism in Eukaryota, Metazoa, Ctenophora, Tentaculata, Lobata, Bolinopsidae. Gene Ontology annotation, cellular component: organelle membrane; endomembrane system.
UACAUGUGCUCCCGCACACUGAGAGGGUUCUCUCUAGUGUACAGAAGGGACACAUUAUUUUUAGGUUUCCAAGAAUAAAAUUUAAUGUUGUAGAUAUGGCUAAUUCGAUUGUUUUGGAAAAGCUGAGCAGCAGAAAUCUACUUUUAUUAUUUGCUGGAAACUUAGUGGUCCUGAUAAUUCUCUGUGUGGCAGGAGGGAAAGGACCUCGACCUACUAAUGCCAUGCACCGGAAUACUAAAAAUUGUAACGAUAAGUACCUACAGUUUCAGAACAGUACCAAACCUAUUGAUGACAAGAGUUGUCCAGAAAGAAUACUGUCGCUAGAAGAAGACAACCCUCGUCUGAUUGGUAACAACCUGGUAUUCUACGUAGUCCUACCCUCUGACUUGUACUCUCACUACACAAUGAGUCGGUGGUUUCAGUGGAUGAUCACCGUUCUUCAGAUCACGCCACUGCAAAACCCUAAAAUAAAGCUUACUAAUGAGAGCCCUACUCUAACGUUCAAAGGAGCGAUAUUUGGGAGGCACCACGAGGACGACCACUGGAGACCAGUUCACGCUCAGGACUCGGGGAUAGUUCACAGUAGACGGCUUGAGUGUGGGGUAGAUAAGGAAUAUGAUAUCAUACACUGCAGUGACGUUGCUUUGUUCGAGCUAGGAUCAGUGUUUUACACUCAGUACCUGAUAAACUUGCAGCUUCCUCAGCGGGAUGGUCUCAAUUCAGACCUACCUCGGAUCAAAAGUAUAGAGAUAACGGAAAUCCACCAAAACGGAGGGUUCACGAAAGUGUGGGUAGCACAGAAAAGUGUGAUGUGUCCCCUACUUCUCCUGGCUACUCUUCUCUUUAGAAGACAAGUCAGGAUACACACCAUACACAGUCCACUUCUUAUCACCAAAGUUAUUACUGGUAUUGGAAUGACGAAUGUAAUCUUUAAUUUGCCUAUGGAGUACCUGUCCCUAUUCGCUGAUGUGCCAGGACUCCGAGUCUGGUACGAUGUCAGCACUGGACUCUUCUACGCUGCUACUGCUGUGCUCUGGCUCCUAUUUGUCGGGGAGCACAGAAUGGAUCUGGAUCAAAGAAACAAAUUCUCAAACUAUUGGAAAGAGAUAACAGCAAUCAGUGUGUGCGCGUCUGUCAUGUUCUUAUUCGAUGUGAUUGAGAGAGGACUACAAAUAGCGGACCCUUUUCAUUCGAUCUGGUCCACUGUGAUGGGGGAAAAUACCGCCAGAACUCUACUGAUAGUGUCAGCUGGGUGUGCUGGGUUUUACCUUCUCGUUCUUAUCUAUCUGAUGAUUAGAGCUGUAAUCAGCAUGAGCAGGAAAAGAGCGAGCUUGGUGAACGUUGGUCGAGUAAGACAGAUGUACUACGAGGGGUUGAUAACUAGGUUUAAAGUAAUGGUCUACGGAACAGCAGCGUGUGGGAUCCUAACAGUCGUCAUGUUCAUCAUGAUUAACCUCAAUGAAAUGUACUACAAGUGGGGCAGAACAGAGAAAACUAUCGAGAUUAGCAGUGGUUUUUUAGUUGGUAUUGCUGGUCUGUGGAAUUUGUAUGUUUUGAACAUUCUUCUUCUGUACGCUCCAACAUCAUCCGCCUCACAGGCUACAGAUGAGUACGAGACUGUGGAAAUGAGUGAGGUUAACCCUGGAGGUCCAGAUGCACUCACUACACUCACCAAACCUAGUGCAGACUAGAUGCACUCACUACACUCACCAAA